Messenger RNA from Mauremys mutica (yellowpond turtle), 4488 nucleotides. Its product is annotated as E3 ubiquitin-protein ligase RNF14-like. The transcript has 9 exons. Gene Ontology annotation, biological process: positive regulation of proteasomal ubiquitin-dependent protein catabolic process; ubiquitin-dependent protein catabolic process; protein polyubiquitination. Gene Ontology annotation, cellular component: cytoplasm; ubiquitin ligase complex. The record is from RefSeq and is a predicted model, not a curated record. Bases 374 to 1783 code for a protein of 469 amino acids. Lineage: Eukaryota; Metazoa; Chordata; Testudines; Geoemydidae. Gene Ontology annotation, molecular function: ubiquitin conjugating enzyme binding; ubiquitin protein ligase activity; zinc ion binding.
AGCGGCUCCCCCCGCCCAAGGGUCACCGGCAGCCCUGUCCCGCUCCGCCGGGCCCGCCUCCCUCCUCUAGGGGGCGCUGGCUCCGAGCCGCGCUGCUUAGAGCUCGGCCCGGGCCGCCGCUCUAGGGCCCGGCUGCGCGGUGAGGGGCGGGCAGGGUGGAGGCUGCCCCCGGCCCAGGGCAGCAGACAAAUACUGAGGUUCAUCACCAUGUCUGCCCUGGCAACAGAACCUACAGUCUUCUUGCUUUCCCACAGAAAAAGGUUAUGACUCCCAGUUCCCUCGGAAGAAUGAGCAGUGUCUGUGCUGGGUCACUAACCGUACCUGCAACUCUAGUUGCUACUGUUUUGCACUUGUAACUAAAAAGAAAAGUUAAAUGUCUUCGCAAGAUAAGGAAGCUCAGGAGGAUGAGCUGCUGGCUCUAGCUAGUAUUUAUGAUGAAGAUGAAUUUAAAAGGGCAGACUCUGCCCAAGGAGGAGAAACAAGAAUUUGUCUGGAGUUGCCCCAAAACUUCAAAAUAUUUGUGAGAGGAAGUCCCACAGAGUGUCUCCAGAACAAUGGAUAUGAAUACACAAUUUGCUUUCUGCCUCCACUUGUACUGAAUUUUGAAUUCCCACCAGAUUACCCAUCAGUCUCUCCGCCUGUGUUCACACUCAGCAGCAAGUGGCUCUCCCUGACCCAGCUUACUGCACUUUGCAAGCACUUAGACAACUUGUGGGAAGAGAAGCGAGGCUGUGUGGUCUUGUUUGCCUGGAUGCAGUUUCUUAAGGAAGAAACACUAGCUUACCUGAACAUCACCUCCCCAUAUGAACUAAAACUGUGCCAUCGAGAAAAUGGGCAGAGCAGGACAUCUGUGUUUCCUCUAAAUGCUGAGCUGGAUGGUUGUGGUGCAGCAGGUGCUGCAACAGCACAAGAAGAAAUCCUUGAUGAAAGAGCUGUACAGGAUGUGGAGUCUCUGUCAAGUCUGAUAGGGGAAAUCUUGGACUUUGAUCAGGCUCAGCAGAAAAAAUGCUUUAACAGUAAAAUGUUCUUGUGCAGCAUCUGCUUUUCUGAGAAGCUGGGUAGUGAAUGUAUGUACUUCAUGGAGUGCAGGCAUAUAUACUGCAAAUCCUGUUUAAAGGACUACUUUGAAAUUCAGAUCAGGGAUGGUCAGGUCCACUGCCUCAGCUGUCCAGAACCAAAGUGUUCUUCUGUUGCUACUCCUGGCCAGGUUAAGGAAGUGGUUGGAGAGGAGUUGUUUGCACGUUAUGAUCGCCUACUUCUGCAGUCCAGCUUGGACUUGAUGGCAGACGUGGUAUAUUGUCCUCGUCCAUGCUGUCAGACUCCAGUGAUGGAAGACGCAGGUUGCACCAUGGGCAUAUGUUCCAGUUGCAACUAUGCCUUCUGUACUCUCUGUAAAAUGACUUAUCAUGGAGUCUCUCCAUGUAAAGUCACUGCAAAAAAGCUAAUAGAGUUGCGUAAUGAGUACCAAGAAGCAGAUGAGGCCACUAAAAUAAUUCUGGAGCAGCGCUAUGGCAAAAGAGGGAUUCGGAAAGCCCUUCAGGAGCUGGAAAGUAGAGAAUGGGUAGAAAAGAACACAAAGGCCUGCCCUCAUUGUGGCACUCGUAUACAAAAACUAGAUGGUUGUAACAAUAUAACAUGCACUGGCUGCAGGCAGUACUUCUGCUGGCUUUGUAUGGGUUGUCUGUCUAGGGCGAACCCAUAUGGGCACUUCGAAGAUACAUCCUCCCCAUGCUUUAACCGGUUGUAUCAAGCUAGGAAUGUUAAUGCUGAAGAUGAAGACUAAUUAUGUUCUGUAUCACCCAACACUGAAGAAACCAGAAAUUAAUCUCUUCUGCUUACGUCAAGUUUGUUUGCCGUCAUAUGAUGAGUGGUAACACUUCACACUACAGGCUGCUUACACAACCAUUUGGAUGCUGUUGCCACAAACAGAAGAGACCAAUUCCCUCCUCUUCUAGUCGUUUAGGUCUGUUUAGUGCUAAACAGAGUGAACAAACUGUCAUCCAAAGGCUUAACAAAUAGUUGAGAAACUCUAAAUACCAUAAUGUGCCCCUUUUUCUGAAACACAUCCUAGAAAUUUCUGUUUGGGAAUUUCUCCAGGAAGUUUGGCCUUGCAAGGAUCUCUGGAUUCCAUCCUACAUACUUUGCAGUAAUCUUUCCUAUCACUGAGGUGGGCUAGACGUGCUCUCCUUGGAGCCCUUUGGUGAAGCUGCUUGUGUCCAUUGCAGGAAAACUAUUAAACAUAGCAUAAGAAUUUCUCCCCUCUCUCUGAGACUGAGCCAGUUGCUUUCAUAGCAUUUCCUGACCUGGAUCCAAACUGAUUUUUCUGUGGUGGCUCACUGCUCUAACACUGACACACUUCACUGGGGUGGUAGAGGUUUAUAAAUUGCAGAAUUUUUGCCCCCCAUUCCUUCUCCUUCUCCCAUCCUCCCACCACCACAGAGUGGAUCUAAUGCCUGGGUCCUAUGUAAAAAGUUACUGACAAACGUUUCCUGUUUUCAUAACUCUCGCUCUUCUUGAUUCAGUUUCAGUAAUUCAUUUCCAUAUUGCUAUCAUAUCUUAACAGGGAAGGAAUUUAUAGGGUCUGGUGAUUAUUUUAAUAAUGAUGGAUAUUAAAACAGUCUGUGUGCCCAAUCUGAAAUUCUAUGCAGUCUGUCUUGACUCAAAUAUUAAUUAGGUGCUUAAAUAAAAGAAAAGCAACCUCAGACACUGAACUGAAAUUUUACAGGUACACAAUCGUGACUAGAAUCCUCUAACUGCAUGUUUUUCCUUUUCAAUUUCUAGUUAAAUUUUUUUGUGAAAUUAUGUUCUUUGGCCAAAGACCUCUAAAUAAAUGUCCGGGAGUAAUGGGCAGCCUUCCAUCUGAACUAGCUCACUCAUUCACACUCUCAUACUUCAAAAUAAGAAGUUAUUGGAAAACCAAAUCUCCCAACCCUGUAGUUUUACAAGCAGUCUUAAAUGUGAGAACGGUGCUUGGAUUACAUUUUUAGAAAUACUUUUUCAUCUGUAAAAUAGGCUAGAAAACAGCUGCUUUGACUUUUUAAUGAGACAUGUACCUUGUUCAAAAUAAGACAGCAGGGCCUGAAUGGCUCAGGAGCUAAGUAAGGAUACAGAGAGUCAAGGUCAACUCUUCAUAUGCAGUUUUUACUCACAUGUCUGUUUAGCUGAAUUGAGUAAAUAGUUUUAGUCCAUUUCUGGAAGGGACAAAGAUUCCUGUUACACAACUCACUAUCAUGCUUGCUAUCUUGAGAGUGUGUCUGCCUCCUAAUCUCUCUCAAUCUACCUGUUAGUUUUCAAAGCAUUAUUUGCAGAAAUAGCCAUGAGAUAUUAUGCAGUAAAGAGGUUGGUAAGUUUUUAUCCUUUAAAAUCAUCUUUUAAGGUUUCAAAAGAGCCUUGUUCCUCAGCUUUGUAAAAAGGAUGUAAAUCUAUAUUACCACGAUGAAUUAAGAGAUGAAUAAAUGUUAUUUAAAAAUUUAGAUUUGUUUUUAACUGUAGAACAUGCAUCUAGGCUCAGUGCUUUUGCUGCUGAUUUCACAUCCUAGACAUUAACUUGCUAUUUCCUUCUGUGGACAAUUUGUGAUGCUCAAUGCUGUAGUAUAUGGUACGGUCUUUGGCAAUCAGACUGCUAAGAGCCAAGUUCUGGCCUUAGGUAUGUCUGUAAAGAUUGACAAGUUAUGGAAGCUGGAAUAGUUCUAGCUACUUAACAGUAUCUUACCCCUAGCAGUUAGAGGGCCCAAGUUAUGGUUCAAGCAAAAUACUUAAUUUUUCUGCAGCAGCUCUGUAAACUUUUCUAGCAGGAGCAUCUCUCUGUACUGUGUAGGACCUGCUUUAAAAAUGGGCGUCCAGUUUUUCUGAUGCAAUUUCACACAAAUUUAGGAUGAAGGCAAAAUUCUUGCAACAGUGGAAGCUAGCUUGAAGGAGGUGGCUCUGGAAUUGAGUAAACAUGCUUUCUUGCCUAUUUUUACAAGUUGCUUUUUAAAUCCAGAGGUGGUAAUAGACAAAAUGAUGUAUAGAAUGCCAAGACUUGCAUCACUUCUUAGGUUCCGCCAUAUAGUGAGCAAUGUGUUCUGAUUGUUUUGUCUCAGUUAACUUUUAAAUGAAGUGUUGAGAGUAAAAUUUUCAAGAGCACCAAACUCCUAUGCACAUCCAGGGAGCCCUAAGUAACUUAACUACUCUUGAAUUUACCUCCAAUUCUACUUCCACCUCUUCCUCUUUCCACAGAAGCCCUUUUCAGUGGGCGGUGACAAUCCUUACCAUCAAGCUUUGCCCACUAAUGAUCUUUCUGACACACUAGCAUCUCUUUCCCCUACAAUUAUUUCUGUCUGGCCUUGCAGGAUGUUUUAAUUCCUAAUAAAACUUUGAGAGUUAGUGGCUAAAGACAGUCAACAUGAUUCAGUUUAUUUGGAUUAAAAAAUACUGCAUUUAAUGUAGAAAGUUACAUUAUGGAUAGUUUGUAGGAUUUCCAUGUAAACAAAUACAUCUCCCCCACUU